GCUCCACACCCACCAUCCCAUUCAGUUUGCCUCUCUUCUUCUCUUCAAGUCCCAGCCACAAGGCUUGGACUCUUGGAGGGAAGAAGACAAGCUUAGCCAAAGAACAAACGCCGCCGGCACGCACGCAGAGAUGGCGAUCUGCAGCGCGCACACUACCACCACCUCCCUGCACUCCCCAUGCACGACCACCGUCUCCAACGCAGCUGGCUUCAGACAGAGGCAAGUCAUUUUCUUCACCAGCAGCAGCAACCGUAGGAGCUGCGGCGGCGGCGGCGGCGGCAGAAGGCAUCACGGAGGGGCACGGACCAGCUGCUUCCAGGUCUCAUGCUCCGUCGACAAGCCGGUGGUGAUUGGCCUGGCGGCGGACUCCGGGUGCGGCAAGAGCACCUUCAUGCGCCGGCUCACCAGCGUCUUUGGUGGCGCCGCGGUGCCGCCCAAGGGCGGGAACCCGGACUCCAACACGCUCAUCAGUGACACCACCACAGUGAUCUGCCUCGACGACUACCAUUCCCUGGACAGGAACGGCAGGAAGGAGUACGGUGUGACCGCCCUCGACCCAAGGGCCAACAACUUUGAUCUCAUGUAUGAGCAGGUGAAGGCGAUCAAAGAUGGCCAGGCAGUCGAGAAGCCCAUCUACAACCAUGUCACUGGCCUCCUCGACCCGCCGGAGCUUAUCACGCCGCCAAAGAUUUUUGUCAUUGAAGGUCUGCACCCAAUGUUCGAUCAGCGUGUGAGGGACCUCUUAGAUUUCAGUAUCUACUUGGACAUCAGUGAUGAAGUUAAGUUUGCAUGGAAAAUCCAGCGGGACAUGGCAGAGCGUGGGCACAGCCUUGAAAGCAUCCAAGCCAGUAUCGAGGCCAGGAAACCAGAUUUUGAUGCUUAUAUUGAUCCGCAGAAGCAGUAUGCUGAUGCUGUGAUUGAAGUUCUGCCGACCCAGUUGAUUCCCGGUGACAAUGAAGGGAAGGUGCUUCGUGUUAAGCUCAUCAUGAAAGAAGGGGUGAAGUUCUUCAACCCAGUUUAUCUCUUUGAUGAAGGAUCGAGCAUCAGCUGGGUGCCUUGUGGAAGAAAGCUCACAUGCUCUUACCCUGGCAUCAAAUUUGCCUAUGGCCCAGACACUUACUUUGGAAAGGAGGUAUCCGUUCUGGAGAUGGAUGGGCAAUUUGACAAACUAGAUGAGCUCAUCUACGUGGAGAGCCAUCUAAGCAACCUCUCGACCAAGUUCUACGGAGAGGUGACACAGCAAAUGCUAAAGCAUGCAGACUUCCCAGGAAGCAACAACGGAACUGGUCUCUUCCAGACCAUCAUUGGGCUGAAAAUUAGGGACCUCUAUGAACAGAUUGUUGCUGAGAGGGCUGGUGUACCGGCGGAAGCAGCCAAAGUUUAAUGAUGCAUGCAUUCAGAUCUCCUAUCCUAAAACUACAGCUCUUCAAGCUCAAUGAGAACAACCACCUUCACAUCUCUUCUUGUAAUUAGUUCGGAUAUAUGGCAAGCUAGGAGGAGGUAGAAGAAAUGUCAUUGCAGAAACUCAGGAAAACCACGUGCAAUGAAAUUUCUAGAAAUCCCUCUCCUUGGAGGGCGGUCUUAUAUAAUCGCUUCUUCACUUGUUUAGACGUAUAUCUUCUUCCAUACUUCAUUGCAGAAUUGAAAGAAAUUAAAAUAAAAGUGCCUACUACUAUCAAGUGUAGGAAUUUGAAUUCA
Molecule: messenger RNA, 1698 nt
Organism: Sorghum bicolor (sorghum)
Lineage: Eukaryota; Viridiplantae; Streptophyta; Magnoliopsida; Poales; Poaceae
Product: phosphoribulokinase, chloroplastic
Exons: 5
Coding region: 131-1384 (417 amino acids)
Biological process (GO): carbohydrate metabolic process
Cellular component (GO): cytoplasm; chloroplast
Molecular function (GO): phosphoribulokinase activity; ATP binding
Source: RefSeq, a predicted model, not a curated record